Molecule: messenger RNA, 1609 nt
Organism: Candidula unifasciata
Lineage: Eukaryota; Metazoa; Mollusca; Gastropoda; Stylommatophora; Geomitridae
Source: the annotation of a GenBank genome assembly
AUGGGAUCCCACAUUCUGGACAUCCUCUUCCAAGGGAUAUGGGCUUCAGUGACCGGAGGAUGGUUCUACGACCCACAGCAGCAGGUCUUUUGCAACACAUUUCAUUUGUAUCUGUGGGUUUUCUUGCUGGCGCUGCCUCUGAUUCUUUACUCGACACUAGAGCCUUCAGUAGUGGUAUGGAGUAUAUACUGCUGUAUGAUUGGCCUUCUGUUCGGCAUCAUAAAGAUCGUGAACUACAGACUUCAUCACUUGUUUGAUACUGGAGAAGCAGAAGAAGAAUGUCCCUCAGGGCCAACAAGUGCUUCUGGAGAUACUGGGGCGAAAGGGGGUGAUAUGAAAGAAAAUGAGUACAUUGAGAUGACAUCAAUGGGGACAUCACCUGCAGGAGGGGACCAGCCAGUACCUUUAUCAACAGUGUCCUCACAGCUAGAAAUGGGAAAGGAUUACUCAAAUGAGCCGCUACCUUCGCCUGUUCCACUGAAGGCUGGAAAAACAGAUAAAGCACCACUGGCUGAAAUAGAAGGUUACGACAUUCCAGCUGGUCAGUUGGGGAAAGUGACCAGACAUGGCAGUAACAGCAGUGGAAAUGAUGAUGAAGAUUCACCUGAUCAAGAUGACGAUGUCCCACGAAUGAUUACAACACAGGCUGAGAUUGAACACACACCUAUGUCUUCUUCCACAGCUGAAGAGCUGCAGGAAAAUCGGGGAGAAGUUGUGAAUGAAAUUCAAACUGCAGCCCAUAAUUCAGACGACAGUGAGGGCACAGAUGAUGGUUAUUGGGUGGCCAAUGCAGCUGAACAUCCUGGAGAUGACAGUGUGAAGGAACAGGUUGGUGUGGAACCACAGCCUGAUGACAUGCAGAUAGAGAGCAACAUUAAUGAAACUACCAGUAGGGAUAAUACCAAAAAUGAUGAGUCAAAAACUGUUGAAUCAUCAGCAGAGAAAACAGAACACAACAGCACUAGUGACUCAGACCAUGUGAGGCCAAAGCUGCGAAUGAGGAAAGAGAGACGGGCAGUGAGGCGCAGCAAAAGCACAGCUGAAUGGAGCCCUACAGCACCAAAACCCACACACAAGGCUAGAGUGUCGUCUCGGUCGCUGAACAUGCCAGCACCUCCAAGCUCUCGUCCAUCCUUACAACAUCCAUCAACAUCUAGCAACAGUGACUGGUAUGAUAAUACUUGUCGUGACAUCAUCACUUACACUUUCAUUGCCCUCGGCUUUUCCUCUUGUGCCAUUCAUCAAAUAAUUAAUUGUCUCAAUAGCUUUAACUGUGCUGACACUGCAUCCCAUACGACAGAAUCCAGCAGCUCUGCUGCGGGGGAGCCAGACAUGGGCAGCAUGAGGCCUCCCAAAGAGCUAGAUCUUACUACCCCUAGCAGCCCUUCAGCAGAAGAUUUAGCACUCAUGAGAAGCCAGGGAGCCAUUCCUAAAAAGAUUCAAUCUCAUUCAGUUUGUCAGAGUAACUCACUGAAAGAAUCAACCAGCCCUGGAUCCACUGACUUAUCUGAUCCUGAGGAGAUAAGACGGCGUCUGAUUGAGAUUCUCUGGGACCCCCAUCAGCACACGGAGGAGUUACGGCAGCUGCAGCAGUUUGUAAAAAUGAAAA